CGCAGUUGCAUUCAAAAAUCAAAAACCAUACAGUACCGGCCGGUAGCCUUCUUUCGCCCCUCGAUCGAUGCGAACGAUGCCGGCGCCGAUCACCGAAGGCAGUAGCAGCAUCACUAGCAGCAGCCGCGACUACCAUUCUGGAAAGGCUUGGAAGGACAACGCCGAUGGCAACACCGCAUCGUCAUCGUUGCCGUCAUCGUUGCCGUCAUCGUCCCAAUCGCCGGGGCCGAGGAAUCCGUCGGGCCCGGCUUCGGGCACGAAACGAAAGGAACGACACAACCACCACCACCGCAACUCCAACCGCGAGUGCGACCGCGACGAGGUCGGCGAGUCCCUCGCCCGAUUGCUGAACGAGGAUCCACGGUUUCACUUCCCCGCUGCUUUCCGGCAGCAAGCGCAAAAGCAUGCGAGUGCGAGUGCGCAACACCAACUGCCUGCGCAAGAACACCCGGGCAGCGGAAGCCGAAAGCGGGGCCGACCCGAGCACCGUUUGGGCGGGAACGGUGGUGUGGCACCGCCGCUUCGCCUUUCCCGAGAGUCGGCCCCCUGCGAAACGAAGGCCGGGGGCCCUGCCGGAAACGAAAACGAAACCGAAACCGAUCCAAGGGACGCCCUGGCUCCCAGCGAGGCUCGGUUCCGCAGCGAUUGSGAUUGCGGCGAUGCUUCUUCCUUCCGGCCGCUCCUCGGCGCCCGGAACCGGCACCGGAUCAAGCUCYUGGUUCGGUGCGCAUGGAUCGUGCUGAAAAACCUUCGUCCCAGAGAGGACCUGUUCGGUCUCUUUGGCGCCUGUUGCUCCGGCUGCUUUGGCAGAAGCAACAGUCCACCCCUUGACCGCACCUCUUGCUUGGCGGUCCUCCGGCUGCUCUUGGUGGCGGCGGUGCUGACCGUUCUGGGCUGUGCCACGGUGUCGGUCGGGGCKGUGGUUGGCCUGGCAAGGCUUCUGGGGAUGGCCAAGCUGGUGUGGUUCGGGGUGUCCUCCSUCCUGGUCGACUGGAACGAGGUCGYCGGGGCCUGUCCGGGGUGGCUGCUCUGGAUCGCAAGGACUCUCGAAGAGUGGGCGGUCUGGUUCGAUCGGGUGGUCCUCUUUGGGAAMCGGUGGAGCGGCAGGGAAUGGACCUCCCACGGAUUCGUGUUCGGUGGCGASGGGGGGGUGUCUGCCUGGUUCGGCCGGAGCCAGAGCGGGUGCCRCARCGGCACGCCACAAUCGAGCGAACGGACCUCGUACUUGUGGACCCUGCCCCCGCCGUCGGUCCUGGUUCGAUCCCCGGACCUGGUGCCGGGGAACGCAAACGCGAACGCGAACCCGCGGGCACCAAGGGAUCCCUCCGCGAGCGCAWCCAGCGGCGAACGAGGCACCASCGGYGGAUCWUGCACAAGAGCCGAUGCAUCGGCGCUGCCACCCUUGUGGGGCAAGGAAACCGCAAAGCACGUCCGGGCGAUCGAUUACUGCUUCCUCGCGCUUCGGGAAGAGUUCAUCGARCAACAAUACGCGAGGCUCCAACGGAGGAAGGACUCUUUCCGGCAGCAGAGCCGAGACCGCGGAGAUCCCAGGCAAAAAGCCGUGCUGGAGCGAGCCUCGUCCGUGGUAUCCCUCGAGGACUUUCGGCAGGAGUUUGUCCGGGACCAUCCUGCCGCGGACGGCGGCGACGUCGACGAAAACGAAAACCCACGGGACGACACGGACAAGGUUACCGGAAUCUCGCUGGGGCUGCAGGAAUUUCUGGAGGGCGAGGAUUCCCUGGACGAAAGCGAGGAGCACCACCGCAGCGGUUCUCUCGGUGGAUGCGGUGGGACCACCGCAUCUCUCCCCCGGAGGCAGGGGCUGCGGUGUUCCGAGUCGCGUGGUGCCGGCGACGAGGACAAGGCCAACGCMAACGCCAACGCCAAUUCCCCGACCCACAACGGCGAAGACGACGAAGGAUCCCUGUCGGACGACGGAACCACCACCGACAUGAACUGGAUGGACGUCGGACACGAGAUCGGAAUGAAACUCCUCUCGAGCUCGGCGGUGCAAAACGCACUGGCAUCCCACGACACGGUCGAGAAAAUCAGCACCCUCAAGGAAAAGGUCGACAGCCACUUUGGCAACGGCAGCCACAAACCCCAACCUUCUGCGCUUGCACCCAACACCAGCGUGGGCGAGGAUUCGUUCCCUCAAGCACGCACCGAUGGAAGCCUCCACGGUGGGCUGUCAGAGGCRUCGCYGGUGCCGAGAGAAAGAGAGAAGAACACCUUUGUUGCGGCCGGAAGGGACUCUGCGGUCCACAAACGAGGAGGAGCCGCCGAAUCUUCCACCCAGGCGUCGGAAGCAGCGGCUCCGCGCCACCAUUGCUACCAGCUCGAUCCGUACGCGGAAGCGCUGCCGGUCCACCCGAUGUGGACCUCGGCGGCAGCCGCGGCWACCGUGUCUCCCACGCAUUCCUUUGCGACCGUCGAGACGAUUGGCACGACGAGGGAGCCGCCGCCGGMGGACACACACCAAAAAACGACCACCGGCUCCGGGAGCGAGGGCGGUGGCACCGUGCCAGCGCAGACCCCUUCGGCAGCAGCCUUUUGCGCAAACCGCAUCGGACCACCCGGGGCGGGGGAGGAUGCCCUCUCGUCCGCGCACCACCUCGGGCGGCAGGUGUUGCGCCUGGACGACGAUCUUUCCGAGUUGUCCCCGCUGUCGCCCCCUUGCGUGACCAAGGACGCCGAGUGGGUGGACGGUCGCAGSCACYGCAAGGAACGCAGCACCUCCGGGAAAUUCGAGCAGAACCUCGAGUUGCCGACGAUCGGACCGAYGCACGAAUCGGGAGCAAGCAAGGGAAAGCAAUCCUCCGGGAAACUAUCCUCGAAGAUUGUUUCCAAGAUCUCGAAAACCUCUUCGGCGGUGAGCAAAACGAUAUUCCCGAGGCGGCGUAAACCAUCCCCGGAGGACAAGAGCGAUCCAAACGACAGCAGGGAAAUCCUCAUCGAACACCUCUCGCCGCUCGCAUCGAAACCUACGCGGCCCUUGCUGCUUCCGGGGGUCAAGAUCGCUGUGCCAUUGAUUCCCAUUCGACCCAAUGACCCAAAAGAGAGGCGGUCCUCGCGCAAGCGAGUCAAGGAACGCUUCCACAUGGCGACCGUGGUGAGCAGCAAGCGGAUAUGCGUCUACGAAAAGAACCAGAUGCCGAAAAGCGGCAAUCGCAAGAGCAAUUGCCUCUCKAUCACGGUCCAUCUCGACAAGUGCUUUUUGAGGAACGGCCAUUUCGCYACRAUGACGAUGCGGAUCAUGGACGAUUGGGGUGCUCGGUACAUGCCCAAGCACUCGAAGCUACCCAUGGGGUCCUGUGUGGCUACCAGCUUUGGAUUGGGGGUGUUGGUCGGCUGGAGAGUCGAAGACGACUGCCACAUAGUGCGUUCGUUGUGGCAGCACCGAGGUUCGGGAAGCGCUUGUGCCUAUCUCCAAAGGGACUCGAUCCACGCUACUGUUGAGGCCGCGGUUGGAUUCGAGGUGAACACCGCUGUCGGGCACGGAACGGUUGUGGGCUACGUCAAUGGUGGACCGGACUUUCGGUCCGGUCGCUAUUUUGUGAACAUUUCGGAGGAGGGCCGCCACCACAAGCAGGUUCUCGAACUCAACCGGACCGACUUGCUCUCCUGUCCGAGCGCCAAGUUCAUUCCCAUUGUCGAACACAUUCGCGCGGCUGCCCAGUACCAGCUCCAAAUAGACCGGUACAAGAAAUUGCAGGACGAGAAAACAAUGGAUGCAGAAGAAACCAACAACAGGCUCUGGGGCGAGUUUUCGAAGCAUUUCAAUGUUUUGUGGAAGAGUUUUCUACGGGCGAUCGAAGAAGACGAUGAAUUCGACGAUGGAAUGAACGAAUUCAUUCAAUCCUGUGUGAACUUUUUGAACAAGCUUGAUGACCCGAAUGKAGGAGCAGACGGAUCAGAAAACGGUGGGAAGGAUGCGCAACAAUCUCUCAGUGAUAGUUUUAUAAUUCACGCUACGGACAGCAGCAAAUCACAACUGAGCAAGAGUACAUCGUCUGCUAUCGCCGCUGGAGACAAAGCCGACAGGUCCGAUUCCGGAUUCUGGUUGAUGAACAAUAUGUUUGGCAUAUUUCAAAGCACGAGGAAUAGUUCAGGGAAGACAGAUGUUGACCUSGGUACGCGAGGAGAUGUACCGGUGGAAGGAAUCGAGAUUCAGUGCACACCCCGCAGGCAACACCUCAGCGCAAAGAACUACACGCGUGCAUUUGCCGCCUUACGGACACUCACCAGAACCGUUACAAUUGCUAGAGCGGCAAGUGCCGACGAACCGGACUUUAAGAUUGCGCUGUCCGUUUGCCACGAGUUUCUCUUGUUUGUCAAGACGGUCAUCAAGGUCCAACAGAAAAACAUGGAUCACGAUUCACUCGAGAUAUGGAGGUCGGCAUGGAGCGAAAUCGUUUCCGUGUUCGGUCCGGUGCAGCAGCGUUUGAGACGAAUUGGAGAAGGUAUCGCGGGUACGAUCAUCGGAAAUUUGUUUGCGUGGUGUCUUGUUUGAUUUGUUUCGUCUCUUUUGUUUUAACAGUUUCUUGUUUGUGGACUGCCGGCCAAACCACCGAACCAUUUUCUUUGUUUGUAGAGAGAAUGGAAAAACACGGUAGACGAGCCAAAGUUCGGCUUUUGCGAUUUGUCGAUUACAUCCUCCAGGACGAGAGCCUCUUCUUGGCUUUGGAGCAAGGUGAUUGGACCUGCUGCGCUGAGCAAAUCGAGAUUGCAAUGGUCAAUGCCAACAUUAUCGACAAACAAAGCCGUGAACAUUAUCGCAAAACGGCUCAGUUCCUAUACAAUCAUUUCUCAUCCGCCACAUCUCGAAGCAACGGUGCUGCCGCUCGCAACAACCAGAAACUCGCGCAAUUCCUGUUGGCCAUUCAAUUAUUCGCCGCGCCCAGAAAGGCCAUACUUGAGUUGUUCCUUCAGGAUCGAGUUCUAGAAAUUCUAGAAAGAAUAUUUGUUCGAGCUUUUUCAAAGGACGAGCUUGCAUCUAGAAUGCUAAGCAUCCAUUGUUCGAACUUUCAGACGCUGCGGCGCUUUCGCAUGCUAAAAGAUUUCACCAUUGCUGGGAAGUUGUGGAUUCCGUUGCUAGAUGCCGCGGACGARGAAUUCUCGUGGGCAGUGUCAAAAUUGCCCGCAAACGCACAAGAAUAUCUCUCCCCGAUUUCUAGUUUGUUUUCUCUUUGUGUGGUUCAGUUUCACAAAAUGGACGAAGGAGACCUUACAAAGGAUUGGCUUGAUUUCAUGAUGGAAGGAGAAGCCGCAAACAUCAUUCACGACCUAGAUAUGAAACUCAUUCUUGCCUUGGAGUCUUUCUCUCGUGAUAUUAAGGAUACUAUGGUCGUUCUGCCGUACUAUCCAAGGUAAGCCGAGSCAAAUGUCCGACCAUGUCCUUUCUCGAUUGUGACUUGCAGGAUUUAUACGUCUCUGACUUUUCAAUUUUCCCCCUCUCGCAUUCACACUGUACAGUAUCGAGGACGACUUCCUAAAUCUUGUCGAUGACAUCAAUGUUGAUGAGUUUGUUAAGGAAGCGUCCAUUGCUUUGGAAGACGAAGGAAUGCUACGAGACUUCAUCAAAGAAAAGGCUACGGUUGCGGUUGAACGCUUUUUGGUGAGCAUUCCUCGUUUGUAUUGGUUAUUGCCGUUCUAAUUGUUCUGUUGCUAAUCACUUUGAUCAUUUAUCUCGCUAGGAUUAUCUUCCAAAAAUGUCGAUACCYGUCGAAAAGCGUGAUCUUGGUGAAGGUUGGGUUCUUACUUGUCGAGGAGCUGGCGGAGGGGACUUGACGCUGACCGAACUGAAUUUAAAGGUGCGUAUCUUCGUUGGAACCACAUUUUGGAAUGGCCGAAUUGGUUCAACCAGUUGACACCCAAUAUACUACGAUGGAUUUGUAUCUCUUGUGAGUGUUUCUCACCAAACAUUGCCAUCCGCAACAAUCACAGAGAGAAAACCUCACGUGCCAGGUCUUGGGAGGCGACUCUCUAUUGUUUCCAGCGGCCGAUACGCUGAACGAGCUGGGUACAACCCCGAGUGGAACAAGCAGUAUACUUCCGAUGAUUAGAUCCAUGCCAGAGACAUCGGUGAAGGUGAUAGAAGAAACAUCUAUUCUAUCAGUGAUCAAGCAAAUUAUUCUGAAUGCACAGCGUGAUGGUUGCUGGCAAUCAGGCAAGGGUGGUGUGCACAGACCUCCGUCCGACAAAUAUGCUGCAGCUGCGCUAGGAAAUCUUCCGGUGUCUUCGGUACUCAAUUGCGCAAUUGAUCUAUGGAGGGCUCUGGAGAUAGACGACGAUGAAUUGCUUGAGGUUGCUAUCCGCGACGUAUCGUAUCAAAUUCAACUCAAAGAAGAUGGCGGAACCGACGACAGUAUCCAGGACGAGAAGACAAAAGAAUGCCCCGCAUUGGCAGAAUUAGAUUCUUGGCCUACAAUGAAUACAUCGUCGUCGGCUGACGAUACAUACGACCCUGUCCGGCAUCGAUUCAAUCCUCGUGUUGACCCGACUGUGCUCUUCUUGGAAAUCAAAAAAUUAACAUUCAACCUCGAAAAUUUCCUGUUUCGCAUCGAAAAGCACGAAAGCAAGAGAACAAUUUUUGAUCCGGUGUUUGAAGGCACCAGCAGCAUUCUAGUACGGAAUGUUUUGGUCCGAAUACGGGUGAAAUGUGUCAAGGGAUAUAUUCCAAAGCCAGCGGGAAGGUUUGACAUUCCCGUUCCAGUAUUGCAAUUGAGUGAUUUGGAUGUUUCCUUAGAAGAAGUCAAACUAGAAGUCCAAGACACUGGAGCGGAUUGGUUGCUGAACAAGAUUGUGGACGGGUUUGGCGAUAGAUUUGCUGAGAUUAUCUCAGCAAAUUUAUGCGACCAGGUUCGGAAGCAGAUGGAUGAAGCCCUCGACAGCCUGAACGGAUAUUUCGAGGAAAAUCCGGAAUUCCUACUCGGUGUGUUGGAUAUUUCGCUCGAUGACUUGGAAGAAAUGACAAUCUUCGUUUGACAGAUCCGAAGAACCAAUAAUUUGAGAUUAACGUA
This is a messenger RNA of Pseudo-nitzschia multistriata, 7022 nucleotides long. The record is from the annotation of a GenBank genome assembly. NCBI's taxonomy places the organism in Eukaryota, Bacillariophyta, Bacillariophyceae, Bacillariales, Bacillariaceae.